This is a messenger RNA of Penicillium antarcticum, 1623 nucleotides long. Its product is annotated as sodium-independent anion transporter. Gene Ontology annotation, cellular component: membrane. Gene Ontology annotation, molecular function: secondary active sulfate transmembrane transporter activity. Gene Ontology annotation, biological process: transmembrane transport. The coding region runs from base 1 to 1623 and encodes 540 amino acids. Lineage: Eukaryota; Fungi; Ascomycota; Eurotiomycetes; Eurotiales; Aspergillaceae. The transcript is spliced from 5 exons. The record is from RefSeq and is a predicted model, not a curated record.
AUGCCGGAACCUAUCUCGACUCGCGUCGGCCACGCUUUGGUCAGAGUCUUGGGUCUUGACUUGGGUCCAGCAGAACCGCCGGUGAGAGAUGACAAUGGUCCUUUCAGCUAUGUUGAGCAUGAGCCUACUGCCACGGACUGGGUUCAUUCUCAUACACCAACCGCCCCUCAAAUCCGUCGCUACUUUGUCAAUAUGUUUCCAUUUCUCCAGUGGAUUGUGUUUUACAACACGCAGUGGUUGAUUGGGGAUCUUGUCGCUGGCAUUACUGUCGGUGCGGUUGUCAUCCCUCAGAGUAUGGCUUAUGCCGAAUUAGCCAAACUGCCCCCAGAGUAUGGUCUAUACUCUUCAUUCAUGGGGGUUUUGGUUUAUUGGUUCUUUGCGACCUCAAAGGAUAUCACCAUUGAACCCGUCGCCGUCAUGUCUACACUAGUCGGCUCGAUCCUCAUCAGGGUUCAAGCAGUUCACCCAGAGAUCCCCGGUCCAACUAUCGCUUCUGCUUUGGCAAUUAUCUGCGGUGCGAUCGUGGCUUUCCUCGGGUUUCUGCGUCUUGGAUUCAUUGUUGAUUUCAUUUCGCUGGGAGAGCUGCCUGCUGCCGUCAUUGUCCUCUUGAUUGAGCACAUUGCUAUCUCAAAGUCAUUCGGCCGGGAGCAUACCCAGCGACAGGCUCGUUCUCACGAACUGCCAUCAAAGCAAAGUGUGGCCGUUGUUCUUCUACAUUCCGAAAUCCUCUUUGUCGGCCGUCAUCAUGCGGUAGGCGACCUCAUCACGCCACCGAAUGUCACAUAUCAGUUUUGGCGCGUUUCUCCAAUCGACGCCCUCAUUUUCUUGAUGGGCGUUAUUGUGAUCAUCUUCUCGACCAUCGAGACCGGGAUCUACUGCACAAUCUGUGUAUCCCUCGCGGUCCUUCUGUUCCGAACCGCCAAAGCUCGAGGCCACUUUCUCGGCUAUGUCCGAGUUCAUUCGGUCGUCGGCGAUCAUCUCCUGGAUGGGUCCCAUCGAAGCAUAACCGUCGACUUUGACGCUGGCAACGGCCGACGAGUCUGGCUCCCGACCUCGCAUCAUGAUGGUACAAACCCCUAUGUCAAGGUCCACCAGCCUGCCCCUGGAAUUUUCGUGUACAGGGUGUCAGAUGGGUUCAGCUACCCAAAUGCGAAUCACUAUACCGAUCAUCUCGUCAAGCGUAUCUUCGAGACGACCCGUCGCACAGACCCAGAAGUAUGGGAAACACCAGGAGACAGGCCAUGGAAUGAUCCAAGUCCUACAAGUGCCGAACGAAGGAUGCUCAGAGAACAGGGACCCACAACCACACCCCUUCCAACCCUCCGAGCGGUUAUCCUCGACUUCUCUGCCGUGAACAACAUGGACGUAACAUCUUGUCAGAAUCUGAUUGACAUACGCAACCAACUCGACCGCUGGGCAGCUCCAAGCAGAGUACAGUGGCACUUCGCCCAUGUCAACAACAAAUGGACAAAGCGUGCUCUCGCAGCAGCAGGAUUCGGUAGUACAUCCAAUAACGGGACACACAAGACCAAAGCAAUCUUCGAUGUGGCAGAGAUAGUAAACGACGGCACAUCCCCCGUAUCAUCAUCCCCGUCCCAAAUAUUCAGUCCAAAAGAAGAAUAG